CUGAAUGUCAAAAAUCGAAGUAAUGCCAUUUUAUUUUCAAAAAAUUUCGGCAUUAUUACAAUACCUACUUCCCCGCCAGUAACGGUGGGAAGUAAGAUUCAUUUCACUACAAGAACUUGACACAUUCGAACCUCGUGACUCUUUUACGAAAUAAAGUUUCAGGUGGUAUUUUACUGUGCAUAGCCCGGAUGCCUACUAAGGGAUUAUACUGCAACCACGAUACUGAAGUAUGCUGCCAAAUUCCUAAUAGCCAGGUCGAUGUGGACUUAAACGAUGUGUUGCCGAAGUUAUCUAAGAAGACAGUGCAUCCUACUAGUAUCAAUGAUCUCAUAUCUUCCGAAAAGAAGCUUUCUGCAGGGUCGUCGAUCAGGAUUGGUGGAACGGAUGGCACAUCACCUAUGGCCAUUCAGGUUAACGCUGAUGAGAACCUGGACAGAAAAACUCAAUACACAAGCGGUUCUUCCAUCCAAACAUCGACGCUAAAACCAACGAGAGAAGUAAAUUCGAACGAAAAUUCGAUCUUCGCUAGACCGAUCGACUAUAGCAAUGUCCAUUUUGAUAGCAACGUACGAUUCGCAUCGACUAUUCAAGGGCCUGAGUACCUCCCUCCACUUGUUGGUACAACCCCAUCAAUCUCCACCUAUCAACCAUCCAUCCCAACAACGCCCAGGCCAGCUUGUCCACCAGGAACACAACUUACCCCGUCUGGAAGAUGUGAGUCUGCUCAACCGCAGGAAAUGUCCGCCAGGCACCAUAAGAAAACCUGACGGCACAUGUGAAAAACCAGCAUGUCCGUAUGGCUAUGAGCAACAACCUGACGGAAGCUGUAAGAGGCUACAACCUCCAACAACGCCUCAACCUCAACCUACUGCGACACCAGCAUGUCCACCUGGAAGGUACCCGACUGGAGGUGGUAGGUGUUCCUCGCCAACAACGCCAAGCUGUCCUCCAGGAAGCCUGCGUCGACCUGAUGGCAGUUGUGGUCCACGGACGGGUCCUACACCAGCACCCUGCCCUCCAGGCACACAUCUGACGUCUUUAGGUGAAUGCACUCCUGAUACUCAAACAACAGUUGGUUUGCCCGUUCGGUUCAGUGAGACAACCUGAUGGCACCUGUCAGACAUCUUUGUCUCCCAGACCUUGCCCGCACGGAACGUUCUUAAC
Molecule: messenger RNA, 1164 nt
Organism: Acanthoscelides obtectus
Lineage: Eukaryota; Metazoa; Arthropoda; Insecta; Coleoptera; Chrysomelidae
Source: the annotation of a GenBank genome assembly